This is a messenger RNA of Homalodisca vitripennis (glassy-winged sharpshooter), 592 nucleotides long. It is a transcript of the gene ND-B18, whose product is annotated as NADH dehydrogenase [ubiquinone] 1 beta subcomplex subunit 7. The coding region runs from base 115 to 492 and encodes 125 amino acids. Gene Ontology annotation, cellular component: mitochondrion. Lineage: Eukaryota; Metazoa; Arthropoda; Insecta; Hemiptera; Cicadellidae. The record is from RefSeq and is a predicted model, not a curated record. The transcript has 4 exons.
AGUUUAGACACUAGUUUUUCCUCUCAAGUACUACGGAAGGGGAAAGGUUAAUUUUGUGUUUGUGGGUCAUAUCUCGUUAAAUUUGAAGAAUUUUGGUUUUUAGACCCUUUCAGAAUGGGUGCAAUUUUGACUCUGGGAUACAAUAGAUACAUGUAUCCAGAUCUUUAUCCUGAACCAGAUACUAUACCUAAAUCUGACCCACUAUAUGGGUUUCCUGAGGGUAGACAAGAAAAAGUUAUGGUUGCUACAGAAGAUGAAAUGUAUAGUGCCAAGGUCCCUUUGCCAUUAAGAGACUACUGUGCUCACAUGUACAUUGACUUUCUAAAAUGUAGGAAGGAAAAUUUUCCAUUUGUGGCGAAAUGUCAUCAUGAGAAGCAUGCUUACCACAACUGUGAAUAUGGAGAGUACAUAGAUCGUAUGAAGGAUUAUGAGAGAGAACGUCGGUUAAUGGUACGAGCUAAGCGAAUUGCAGCAAACGCAAAUGCUGCAUAGGACAACAAAGGUUAAGAAAACUUCAACACUCAGAAUGUAGUAGAUAAGUUGUUCUUGUUUUUAUGUAAAUAUUUUCAAUAAACUAUUGAUUACAAUUAGA